GGAACCUAAAAAUGCGGAGUGUAACAGACGCAAAAUAAGGGGUGAAAAAUCAGAAAAAGCAACGGAAAGUGACACUCAACAUGGACGUGUUUUAUCUUAUUUUGAUCUUUUUCAUAGGCGGACUGUGGCAGACUGAAGCUGUGUCUCUCACUGGAGAGCUGGGGAAGGACGUCACAGUAACUUGCUCCCACACCAAUGCGUUUUCCAACAUCAAAUAUUUCUGCAAGGGCGCGUGCAACGAUGAAGACAUCUUGAUCAGCAGCAGUGUCGGGGGGGAAGAUGCAGGGGGGAAAUACAGCAUUUCAGACGAAGGAAACACGUUCCACGUGACCAUCUCUCACCUGACAGAGGAAGACUCAGGAACCUACUAUUGUGGAAUAGUCAGAGUUGGACGUGACACAUACACUAAAGUCAUCCUCACUGUCAAAAAGGAGGACACAGGUAGCGAUGAAACAAUCACCUCUUCUGGUACGAAGAUGUUGGUGUACAUUGGUGCAGGUCUCACGCUGCUUUCGCUGGUGCUAGUGAUGGCUCUGCUGAUAUUCUUUAAACAUCGAAACAGAAACAUGGGUAUUUCGUCUGGUAUAUAACAAAAAUCAAUAAUUCACAGACUAUAUGGUGUGAAUUUUAGGGAUCCCAUCGUAGAGAAUGACCAUGCAGACAACAGCAAAACAGCAAAACCUAUACAUUAACAAACUUCUGCCAAACACAUAAUGUUCGUCUUAAAGAGAUGUGGCAACCAUUCCAUAUUUUCAUUCAACACCAUUUAAUAUGACCAUGAAAAACAUGAUUUUUAAAAGUAGACUUUUAACAUGUGAGAGAAUGGGAGCGUUGACCAGAACUAUCUCCGCUUUUAGGUGAUUUUAAGAAA
This is a messenger RNA of Solea senegalensis (Senegalese sole), 871 nucleotides long. RefSeq names its product transmembrane domain-containing protein TMIGD3-like. Bases 81 to 590 code for a protein of 169 amino acids. The transcript has 4 exons. The record is from RefSeq and is a predicted model, not a curated record. NCBI's taxonomy places the organism in Eukaryota, Metazoa, Chordata, Actinopteri, Pleuronectiformes, Soleidae.